Molecule: messenger RNA, 333 nt
Organism: Histoplasma capsulatum G186AR
Lineage: Eukaryota; Fungi; Ascomycota; Eurotiomycetes; Onygenales; Ajellomycetaceae
Exons: 2
Coding region: 1-333 (110 amino acids)
Biological process (GO): protein acetylation
Molecular function (GO): N-acetyltransferase activity
Source: RefSeq, a predicted model, not a curated record
AUGGCCAUCUCCCUGCUGCUGGUAGCAGCGCAGAGUCGUCGUGAAAUAGAACUUAUGAUAGCAGAGAAAGCGAAGCAGGGUAAGGGGUAUGGGAGGGCUGGACGUGGAACAGUGGUAGUGGGAGAGGGGAAACUAGCAUAUCUGUCUGCUAAGAUUGGCGCGGGUAAUGCGCGCAGUCUGGGGUUGUUUCUGAGUUUGGGGUUUACGAAGGUGUCUGAUGAGCCGAAUGUGUUUGGGGAGGUGGAGUUAAGGAGGGGAGGAUUGGGUGGGGAUGAGGGAGGGCAGUUGUUGAGAAGAUGUGGGGUGGAGGAGUAUAUGGAGGGUGGGCUAUGA